Messenger RNA from Plodia interpunctella (Indianmeal moth), 2776 nucleotides. RefSeq lists its product as uncharacterized. Gene Ontology annotation, molecular function: sphingomyelin phosphodiesterase D activity. Gene Ontology annotation, biological process: glycerophospholipid catabolic process; ceramide biosynthetic process; sphingomyelin catabolic process. Bases 417 to 2735 code for a protein of 772 amino acids. The record is from RefSeq and is a predicted model, not a curated record. NCBI's taxonomy places the organism in Eukaryota, Metazoa, Arthropoda, Insecta, Lepidoptera, Pyralidae. The transcript is spliced from 13 exons.
UACAGCAUGGAUGUCCGUCGCUGCUGCUCAUUAUAGAAUAGUCCAUUAAAUUUUUAGCUACAAACCAUGGAACACAAAUGAAAUUGGUAUUAAAGGUAGUGUAGGUACGUCGUUGUACGGAGUAGGCUCAGGUACCACAGAUAUAAAAACAUUACAUUAAAUCUGUGACAGGCAUGGAUUUAUUAAUGACAAUGGGAAAAUGACAAUUGUAAGAAAAGUAAAUGUCAUACCAUACAUUUGUCAAUCAAACGGAUUGAACGGCAAACAGGACAGAACGGCUAGCAAACAAUCCCGAAACAAAAUUGUUUCUAUUACAUACACUGUAUGUCUAAUUAUUUAUUUCACCAAGCAAAUUCUAGCACAUAUUGAGAUCGCCGAACUAAUUUGUUACAUUAUUUAUAUUAAAAAAGAGAAUAAUGGCCCACGAUAUCACGAGUCAAUUUUAUACAAGCUUGAAUUUACCACUUCAUGAGAAAUUGGCAGAGUUAACAAGGAUAAUAGAUCAUUCUGGGCCUAAUAAAGAGUUACAGGCUCUUUUCCCACAAUUAGUUAAUAGUAUAUUUGCCAAUUCUUUUACAAAUGGUUGGGGUUUGAGGAUGAUUACUUUAGAUGCUAACAAAUAUGAAUUUGAAGCUCUAACUUCCUUUUUGGAGCCACAGGGACCAAUGUUUAGAUUAUGUUACAAAUUAUUAUCAGAUCCGCAGUUGAAGUACAAUUUGCCACUCAAUACUUUACCAUUGAACUUGCAGAUGAGCCUUGAGCGAGGAAGGUGUUCUCAGUUUUAUUCAGACAUGCUAACAAUGGAUGCACAAUCAAUGAAUGUGGUUGCUUUGGCACUCAAUCCUUUUGAUUAUUACAUUUUUAGCUUUGCUCUAUUCUUGAUAAACAACAGUCAAAACAAAAGCUCCUGGGAAAAUUGGAACAGUGUUUAUUUUGCUUUGGCUUGUGAUUAUCUGAUGCACUUCCUGCCUACAGAUCCUAAUGAGCCAGUAUUACCUCACAUACCAAACUAUACUGGGAAAGUUCCAACGGUGGCCCCUUUACAAACAGCAAACAGACCACUUAGCUCCCCUUCGCUACUUCUAAUUCAAGACCUGUCAGGUAUGAGCAAUCAGCACAGUCAACAUGUAUCACAGACACAGUCACGAAACGAGGUUUGGCGGUCUGAGACUGUUUUACAAGUCUUCAUAGAUGUUUGGAUGAGUGUGGAGGAAUUUAAUUCGAGGGGAGUUGAUAUGUACCAAAGAAGUUACCCUAUAAUGUCCAGUCCAGAAAGAGUAAGAAUAGUGCGAGUUUUAGUGAAACACAUACAUUCAUUCUCAGCAAAACAUUUGUCGGAUCCAGCGUCGCGCUCGUGCGCGCUACGCAAGUACGCGCGCCAGCUGAUGUGCGCACGCGCCUACCGCUACGUGCAGCAUCUGGUCACCAGCUGGCCCUUGGAUGCUUCCUUCAGGCUGGUCAUGGAGCUUUGGUUGAGUCUCAUUCAGCCUUGGAGAUACACGGACAACAUGAUCAAUCGUGACAGAUUUCGAACUACAAAUAACAAUCAAGAAGAAGGAAACAGUAACAUAUUAGAUGCCAGCUAUACUCAGUUUAUUGCGGAAAAUUUCCCUUCAUAUACCUGCAUUUUCCAAUUGGUGCUUCCUAGAUUCCUGAGAUUAGAUCUUACUGCGUACAAAAAUACUGUUAUGUUAUUUAGAUUGGGAAAGGUGUUUUCACAACCACAUUUGGUGCCGAUUUUGUGGAAUUUGGAACAAGCUAUGACAGAUUUUAAUUCUAGUCUCUUGCAGAGCCCUGACUCAAGUUACAAUAAUUCUAUACAUGAUCAAAGCUAUAUAUAUAAUGGAAUACCUCUUCACAAAUGGGUUGCCAUAGCUAAACAGGCGGUAUCCGAACUAAAUUUAUCAGCGAACUUUGAAUAUGACCCCAUCUGGAGCGAUAAUAAAAAAAAAUCUGCUAUGGACUUCAUUAAAAGGAUACUUGCAGCUAAAAUUGCGUCUGACCGCAAUUUGGAAGAUAUGAAUAGGAAAAUUAACGAAAAUCAUCAAGGGUUUUGGGCCUCUAUCAAACACUGGCUCAUGAUAGACAACCAAUUUGAAACAGAUUUAGUGUUAGAGGAGACCAAAAAAGUACCAGUUUAUUUAAAUGCAUCUGUCCAUCAUUUUGCGACUAUAUUUUUAAUCAAUGAAACCAGCCUAAUGGCACCAGAGCCGAUCGUUGAAGACAGUGCCCUGGAACAUUCUUCUUUCGGCAAUUCUUCCAGUUUUCCACUUUAUAUUACAAACAAGCUCCGUAGCAAACCUACCGAAGUCAAGUACAUGGGAGAUCCAGAUCUGAUGCCAAUAACGUCGUACGAAAGUACUAUAUUGGUUCGAAUGUUGUACCAGAUCGCUUCUAGGAUAAAUGAAAUUUAUCGAGAAGAAUUCAUAUCCCUGUGGCAAAGUAACAAUUUUUGGGGUCACGUUGCCCGCGAAGUGUUACACCCGCCAUGCACAAUCCAGACGUACGUGCGAGACUUGACGAACCAUCAGAACAUCGUGGUUGAAGAGCUGGCGCCGCGACUGGUGCUGCGGCGCCUCGGCUCGCACGCCUUCGUCGCGUGGGCGGCCAUCGGCUACCUGCUCUUUAGGCUCUUGUCAUUCAGUGGUUUUACUUACACGUUUAUAUUGUUCCUAUUAUGGGUAAUGUUUGUAUUCACGAAAGUGUCUUUAAAAAUGUUAAAGAUAUUAAAAUAAUGUAACUAAUAUUUUGUAUUUUAAUAUAAUGUUUUUGAAUA